Molecule: messenger RNA, 1761 nt
Organism: Trichoderma gamsii
Lineage: Eukaryota; Fungi; Ascomycota; Sordariomycetes; Hypocreales; Hypocreaceae
Exons: 5
Coding region: 1-1761 (586 amino acids)
Biological process (GO): transmembrane transport
Molecular function (GO): transmembrane transporter activity
Source: RefSeq, a predicted model, not a curated record
AUGGUCUCAUGGCGGGUCGGGCUGGGGCGCACGGAGUCGGUGGACAACUACGACGGAGUUUUGGUUCCCUUGGAACAGGCGCAUCUUCACAGCCAUUCGGCGCGGGUUGGGCGAGUCGAAUUUGAGGCGCAGGACGAAAGUGUAGACGAUGAGGAUGAUGUGGGCUCGGUAAAGGAUGAUCAGGGGGAGGGCAUGCUGCUGAUGAAUGCGGCCGAGUACACCAUUGAGGGACUGAGGGCGCAGAUGAGGCAAGGCAAGCGAGGAGAAUGGACAGAUUAUGAGAUAAAAUCCAAGCUCAUCAACAAGGCGAUUCAAGAUAUUGGCAUGGGACGGUAUAAUUGGCAGCUUUUUAUCCUCUGUGGCUUUGGGUGGUUUGCCGAUAAUUUAUGGCUACAGGGCGUUUCGCUAACUCUACCGUCACUGUCAGCGGAGUUUGAAAUACCAGAAAAGACAGUCAGGUAUACGACAAGCUCCUGCUUCGUGGGUCUCUCCCUCGGGAGUUUCCUGUGGGGGAUAGGAUCAGACGUCUUUGGCCGUCGAAUCGCAUUCAACAUGACCCUGCUCAUUACGAGUAUCUUCGGCAUUCUAGCUGCGUAUGGCCGAAGCUGGGGGGCCGUGUGCUUCCUAUACGCUGCAUUUGGCUUUGGUGUUGGUGGAAACCUACCUGUUGAUGGCGCAUUAUUUCUCGAAUUUCUGCCAGACGCCUCCAGCUCUCUGCUCACGUUACUCUCCGUGUGGUGGCCUAUUGGACAGCUGGUAUCUUCACUUGCUGCGUGGUUCUUCAUUGCGCAAUGGCCUGUGAACCUCGGGUGGCGUUACUUUAUCAUGACCAUCGGCAUUAUCACCUUUGCCAUGUUCUGUAUCCGAUUCUUUCUCUUCCACAUGUUCGAGUCACCGAAAUUCCUUCUCAAUAAGGGUCGCCAGCAUGAAGCCGUUGCAGUCGUCCACGGUAUCGCCUAUCGAAAUGGUGCGAAGACGUGGCUCACCUCAGAAAUUCUUGAUCUUGUCGCGGCAGAGGAUCCUGAGCAAUCCAGUCCUAACAACCAGCGAUACUCGAUGUCCUCCGCCCCGCGAUCCAAUCUCUUCAAAGAAAAGCUCAAGGGAUUCUCGGGCGAGAGGAUACGGCCACUCUUUCAGACCAAGACGCUGGCUUUGGCUACCACUCUUAUCUGGAUUUGCUGGGCCACUAUAGGAAUGGGAUACCCGCUUUUCAACGCCUUUUUGCCCCAGUACCUUUCUCAUCACAGCGAUGACUCGCAAACUGCGGUCAUGCAAGACGAGACAUCAGCCAUAUCCGGCACCACAUAUCGUAAUUAUGCCAUCACAUCAAUAAUGGGUAUACCAGGGAGUCUUCUCGCCGCUUAUCUGGUCGACCAUUCAUCUCCUUUCUUGGGCCGCCGCGGCACUCUGGCCGGCUCUACCGUCAUCUCAGCAGUAUUUCUCUUCAUCUUUGCCGCAUACGGCACCACAUCUACCACCCAGCUCGUUUUUUCCUGCAUCGAAGCCUUUGCGCAAAACAUCAUGUAUGGCGUCCUAUAUGCCUUUACGCCGGAGAUUUUCCCAGCUCCUGUAAGAGGUGCCGGCACCGGAGUUGCCAGCUUUCUGAAUCGAUUGACGGGCUUGAUGGCUCCGCUUAUUGCGGCGAAUAUUCCUGGAGACGGGUCGACGACACCGAUUUACAUGUCUGCUGUUUUGAUCUUGGCAGCGUUUGUGGCCAUGUGUUUGAUUCCGAUCGAAACACGCGGGGCACAACGGUUAUAG